Candidozyma duobushaemuli is the source of this 1293-nucleotide messenger RNA. Its product is annotated as mitochondrial 37S ribosomal protein uS2m. NCBI's taxonomy places the organism in Eukaryota, Fungi, Ascomycota, Pichiomycetes, Serinales, Metschnikowiaceae. Gene Ontology annotation, biological process: translation. Bases 1 to 1293 code for a protein of 430 amino acids. The transcript has 2 exons. The record is from RefSeq and is a predicted model, not a curated record. Gene Ontology annotation, molecular function: structural constituent of ribosome. Gene Ontology annotation, cellular component: mitochondrial small ribosomal subunit; ribosome.
AUGAGGAAUACAAAAGGUGGUGUUGACAGCCUCAAGCACUCUCUCUUCAAAGCUAGCUUCAUUGCUAGAAGCUUUGAGGCUAGACAGUUUUUGUCUUUUGAUGCUUUACAGCAGAAGCAAAUUCGAGAAAAAGCUUUAGCAGAUGCUUUUGCCAAAGAAGAGGAAGCGAAAGCUCGAGAGAAAGCUGCUAGAGAAGCACGAGGUAGAGCACAGGCAAGGAUUUCUUCUGUGAAUACAACUCCAUGGGAUGUUGCUAUUCCACAGAGUUCUUACCGCAGCAGUGAAGUCUCUACCUCAGCAAAAUUUCAGCAACUUGAUAGCGAAAUAGAAGAUUUGCUCUCCAAUAAAUUGAGACUCCCAAUCACAGGAAGCUAUCCGGAGUCGAGAGGAGACGCUGCAUCAUUAUCGCAGAAAAUACAGACCACUACGAAAACUGAGGGAUCGAACUUCCCCAACUUAAGGCCAACACCAGAUUACAAACCGUAUUCAGAUUCAGAACUUUUCCUCAGGCAUUUGAUUCAUACCGGAAAGUCAGGAAAAUUGGGCUCGCAGCUUAUGGAUGUUCAUCAAGCUAAGGACGCGAGGGAGAAUCCGCAACCAAUUUCUGAAAUUUCUAUCAGCCAUUUGAUGAGUGCUGGCUGCCAUUUUGGCCAUUCUAAAUCUCUGUGGAGACCUUCAACACAGCCAUACAUAUUCGGAGAGUAUCAGGGCACACAUCUCAUCGAUCUUAAUGAGACAUUGGCGGCACUCAAACGAGCAGCACAUGUGAUCAAAGAUGUUUCUAGAAAAGGCGGGCUUAUCUUAUUUGUGGGAACAGGCAGACUGGUAGAACAACAUCGUGCACUUGAAAGAGCCGCUGAAAGAAGUGGUGGGUAUUAUGUUUCCCGAAGAUGGAUACCAGGAACCAUUACUAAUGCCUUGGAGGUCACAAAGCAGUUAGGCGGGGUCCAAAAAGUUGAGGUAAACAUGGGUGAUGACAUCACCCUGAGGAACAUUUCACAAGAUGGCACUAUCAAGCCGGACAUUGUUAUUAUCUUAAACCCUGUCGAAAACAGGAAUGUCAUUAACGAGUGUACGAUUGCUCGUAUCCCAACAAUUGGUCUCUCAGAUACCGAUAUGGAGCCGUCACUCUUGUCGUAUCCAAUCCCGUGUAAUGAUGACUCAAUAAGAGCUAUUACCCUAGUUUUGGGCGUGCUAUCGAGAGCUGCCGAAGAGGGCGUUCAAGAGAGAAAGGGCUUUUUCAAAAUUUUCUUCGGUCAAAUCAUCUGCUCUGGUCUGAGCGUAUUUUUGUAA